This is a messenger RNA of Aspergillus fijiensis CBS 313.89, 925 nucleotides long. RefSeq lists its product as uncharacterized. The annotation marks the transcript as partial. The record is from RefSeq and is a predicted model, not a curated record. The transcript has 3 exons. Lineage: Eukaryota; Fungi; Ascomycota; Eurotiomycetes; Eurotiales; Aspergillaceae.
GAGAGCGAAGUUGCCGACACCUAUCAGCCCUCUCCAGCUCUCUCCGGGUCUCUCCAGCUCUCUCCAGCUCUCUCCAGUCCUUUCCUGUCUUCUCCGGUCCUCUCCAUUUUUUUCCAGUCCUCUCCAGUCCCCUACAACUGGAACAUUGCCAAGACCUUCCAUCCACCAAGGCUGCGGCUUUCGACGUUGACAAAUCAACAUUUAAUACCGGGAACAAGCAUUGUGAUCCACAGCCACAGAGACAAACCCAAGACUUUACUCAACCGUCUCAACCGUGAAUACCUCAAUCAAAAUGUCAAACCCAACCCCAACCCCAACCCCAGCCCACACCACCACCACCCCAUCUCCACCCCCAAUCCAGCCCUGCACCUGGACCGGCCUCUCAACCCACAGCGCCGACUGGGCCUGCGCCAUCAAACACAACCAGAGAUACCUCGCCGGCGCCCUAGGCCUCCCCACCACCGCCGACCUCUGGGACCUCAUCCACACCGACACCCACCUCGCGCCCGUCCUCCGCGAUUUUAUUGCCGCGAGAGGCACCUGUUCCGGCGCCGGCGGGUCCCUCCGCCCCGACCAGAAGCAGACCUGUUUUCACACGCUCAUGAAGAUCGUGGGCGACCCGACCCAGCACGUGCAUUUUAUUCGUCCCGACACCCCGCCAACCUGGGCGAGCUGCACGACCCGUAAGAAGUUCACUGCCUAUGCGCUGCUGUGGUGGGCGAUGGCGGUGAUGCGCGCGAAGCCGCUGCUGUCUCCCGGCACGGAUCUGACACCGGGCGCGGCGCGGGUCGAUGCGUUUGAGGUUUUCGUGGCGGCGAGGCUGCUGAAUUACGUUUAUCAUCUUCAGGCUCAUGGCGGUGGAUUGGAGAGGCAGGCGAGGCCGAAGAAGGUGGUUCUGGCGGUUGAUCCGGUGAGGAGUGGCUGA